This is a messenger RNA of Amoebophrya sp. A25, 12246 nucleotides long. The record is from the annotation of a GenBank genome assembly. NCBI's taxonomy places the organism in Eukaryota, Dinophyceae, Syndiniales, Amoebophryaceae.
GAAUAUGGCAGAUGAGACGGACGGUGCGACCGGCGCUGGUGCGUCGGGAGCUACAGAUAACGCCCCCGCACAUGAGUUGAAGCCUGCUGCUGCUACAACUUCUGAUAAUAUGAUGGGUCCAGCACCAGGAGUUGUUGAAAGUAACAUUCACGAGCCAGCUGCGGAGGAACGAGACGAAGCAACGACAGCUGCUCAGGAGGAGGACGGGAAUUUGUGUACAACUACAACUCUUAAGUCUGAUGAUGAAGAGCAAAAAGAACAUGGCCCUCGUUCUACUCAAAAGUGCUCUCCAUCCGAUGUUGAGGAAGAGAUCAAUGUAGCCGACGUUGUACUAGAGGCAAAGCAAGAAGAAGUUGAGGAGAACAAAAAAGUAGAACAUCAAGAUGAUGAAACUGCUGUUCUUACAGAAGAAAAAGAAGAGCUGCAGGACGAGGAAGAAAAACACGUAGCAGAGCACGAUGAAGAAAAGGAAACGUCAACAGAACAACAAAGUACUCUAGACCACGAUAGAAGUACUUAUAAAGAUAAGUCUAAUGAUCACGGAGGACGAGGAGAAAUGAUUUUUGUCGACGCCCAUGACGAAGCAUCUUCUUCUAGCACUGCUGCUGUGAGGACGCCGUGCAGCUCUUCUCCCGUCGCGACUUCGCCGAACCCUGACUACAGGGAAGAAAAAACCGCCCUGACUAAGGGAGGAGAAAGUGUCAACGAAAUUGGAGAAGAGUCCGAUGCUAAUUGUGAAGUAGAGGAAAGAGUCGCUGGAGAUGCGUCUUCGAGUUCGUCUGCUGGAGAGGCGAUUCUUGUCGAGGCAGAGCACCUGGAUCAGCUACCCGCCUCUGAAAAGCAGGAUCAAGCUGCCUCAAAGAAAGGACUUCAAGGAGACGAAGUAGGCGACGAGAAGAUGGUGGAUGUUGUAGGGGAAGACUCAACUACUGCUAUCUUCGAAGAGAAAAAAGUAGAGGAAGCACCUGCAACUGCGAAGGCAAUUCUCAAAUCAGAAACGGGAGAAGCAGAUGAAACUACUGCAGAGCACAAGUGCCUCGAUGAACAACCCAUAGCAAAAACAAGUUCCACGUCUUCGUCCUCCGCUACAACUACUCCUGACGGAACAAACUCAAACCGACUAGGACAAGGAACUAGCCUUGUAGUACGGCCUGUAACAGCUGCAACGGGAACUAGUUCCUCCUCGGUUCUCGUUUCUAGUUCCUCCUCAGUUCUAGACCAACAAGUUCCUCUUGCUCACAAUGGAACAACAAAUGCUGGAGGAAGCAACAUUAAGCUAGUGGAAAUGAAGGCUGUGGAGAAAUCACCGAUUGUCCUUCAGCGGAGGUCUUCGCCAAGAGUUGGCUCACCUCCGCCAGCUUCGCUCGAUCUCUUACGCAGGAUAGGGCUGCGACUGAGAAAGAACGUGGACCGAUUUGUCGCACUGUUGGAGGAUAAUUGGAUAGAAACGCUGGAAGAUUUAUUCAAUGUAACCGAUACACAGUUCCUCGAAAAUUGGAAAUUUCCCCUCAAAUUAGUGCAGAUCAUCCGCGAGGAGGAGAGGAAAGUGAACGUUUCUGCGAAGAAGCAGCCUUCGACGGACAAUCUUCAGCAUGGAGGUGGAAACAACAUCAAUAAAGGCUCGGCAGGCGAAUCCCAUGAUCCUUCUAGUACAGCAGCAGAGAUGAAUUCGCAAGGGAAGAAUGCUGUGGUGGAGCAGGCCGCCAACAAGAACACUAAAAGUGCCAACAAAACCUCUACGCUAGAAGGAUGUUAUACUUCGCAAGGCGUAGCUGCCAAGGGGAGCGAACUUGCGGCGGAGGCGCAAGCAUUGCUCCAAAAUAACCGGUCUGGAUCAUCUGAAGCAGGGAAUCACGGAGUAGACUUUCCAACUCUAUUGCAGGUGAAUCCGAAUAGGCCAGACCAGGAUGGCUCUACUCGGAGCAAAUCAGGGGGGUCGCGGAAGUCCUCCCGGUUGAAACGCAAACACUCGAACAACAGCUUGAUCUCAGUCGCAGCAGCCUCCAUGAAUAGGACCAAUGAGGGCAACGCAACACUUGGAGGUGGUCCUGCAGUAUCGUCAUCGUCUACGGCUGCUGGAGUCCAGUCUCGUGGCAACGCUGGUCAACUACAAUUACAACAGGCGUCGAGUCAACUACAAUUACAACAGGCCGCGUCGAGCGGAGCAACCUCCUCCGCAGUAGCAGCAACAACAGCGUCAAGUAGCAGUACUAGUGGAGCUGGAGGUACUACUAGUGGAGCUGCUGCCCUGCGCCUCCCGCCAGGUGUUAGGCGACGCCGGUCGCGCGAGUCCCAUUCGUUCGAAGCGUUUCCUCAGAUGGCACUUGCCUCCGACAUCCGCAGUUCGCUCUCAUCCGAGCUGCAUCCGCAGUGCGCAGACAUCAUUUCUGACCUCUCACGCUGCAUCACGGAGGAGGUAGGAAAGGACCGCAUGUGCGGGGAGGCGGUUUUAGAAUUCGUUGUGCCCAUGAGGGACAACAACAAGACGAUAACAGUCGAGAGCCAGAUUCAUGGAGGUAGUUUUUACUUUCAAAACAUACAUAUACUUAUUGCGGCUCUCGUGUGUCGCUUUCAUGGUAGCGACGGAAUGGUAGUCUCCUAACUAAUCUCACUCUAGUUCGCCUUUCACACUAUAGAUGCUGAAUGUCGUCGUGAGGUAGAUGUAAGUACUGUUGAUCAUCAUGUCCUGACGAAGUGCUGAUGUUCAUUCAUGGUCUACCUGUGUGAUUGUUCUUUAUUGAUGAUUUCCCUCUAUCUCGUAGAUGUAUCCAUUCAAAUUGAAUUUAUUGAUGUCAUAUUAGACUACUCACUCACAAAUAUUGUUUUUUCACUCAGGUUCAUCGGCUCCACCAGCGAUGAUUACUCCGAGUCACGGCAGGCGACUCCCUCUUGGCCAGGUUCAGGCAGUGGGAAGCAGUGCAGUGACGGGAAAGCUCCAGCAACAGUUGCAUCUGCCACUAUUUGGAGGGGGACCCAAUGGUGGGCCUGGGAGUCGAAUCGGAGGUCCCUACAUGAACCACAAUGGUGUAGUAGUGAAUCCGCAUCUUCAUGGUGGUGCAGCACAGCAUUACCAGAAUAUGAGUGUAGCACAACAGCAACAGCAGAUGAGGAUGCACCAGAUGGCGCAAGCGCAUGCCCAACAACUACAACAGCAUCACAUAGCUACUAGCGCUAGAGCUGUUGGCGGCACGCACGCCAUCGUGUGCGACCGAAGCAGCAUGAGCAGUUCGGGUGCUGGAAGUUCGACGAGUCGCAAGCACCGACGAGACCUGAAAAUCUGGGACGAGCGAACGCGGUCGAAAGCACGGCAGCAAGAGUUGAGGGCCUACCAAGAGCAGGAACGCAUGGAAAAACUCGAGGAGGAACGAAGAUUGCAGCUGGAAAAAGAGGCUGCGCCAAAAUUGUCGCAAAUCAAGGAAGAGGGCAGUCAGGCGAGCCUCCCAGCAAAGGAAGCAAGGCUUCAGCGCAAAAAUAGAAGACACGCACGUGGGCAAGAACAAGCAGCUGGCACAACUAGUUGUACAGGAGAAAAAGCUCCUUCUGAUGCUGACAAAGAGAAACUUGCAGGUGAGAACAGCAGCGAAGAGGGGAUGAAAAAGGAUGCCGUUGCUAGCUCACAGGACGACUACGUGGAGGAGACUGGCGCAGGAAAAAAGAAGAAGAAGACAAAAAAGGUAGCAGUUCCCGCGAAAAAGAAGGUCGGACUUUCUCAACAGAGAAAGCGCGCUGGCGCAGUAAAAAGUGCUGUUGAACAACAAGUUAAUAAGAACAAGAAGAAGAUUGCCGCAGAAGCAGAGCAAACGACGAAAAAGGGCAGCGGCACUUCUAGCGGAACUAAGAAAGCAGAGAAGAAAAAGAGCUUGCAAACUAGUAAAAUUAAGACAAAUACUUGUUCUACUCGUAAAGCUGCAACCUCAAAAACUGUUGAAGACGAGAAGAAACCGUCGAACGAAUUAGGGUUGUCAGAGGUAGACUUUGGCUGUGGGAGCGUAGACGAGGGUCAGACGGAAGUUGAAGAAGACGAGGAGGUGAAGGCUGCAAAGGAAGCUUCUCCGACGGCAGAAAAGAAUCCGGCAGAAAAUAAUCCGGCACCGAGUGAAAAUAAGGCAGACAGUACGUCUAACAGGAGCGACGCAGAUGCUAUUGCUACGGGAAGUAACGUCGAACAGCCCUCUGAAUCGUCAGCGGCAAAUGAAGACGGAGGAAGUGAAGCUGCGAUCUUCGUAGAAGAAAAAGAAGGAAAGACGAAGAAGGCUGAAGAGAAUCCAGCAUCCAAAGGGAGAAAGAAAAGUGCCUCAACUAAUACCGCUGAUACUACUUCGAAGCGAAAAAUAUCAUCGUCCAAAUCCGAAAAUAUACGCACCAUGAAAGUAGAGCAGGAUGCACCCAAGCCAAAGGACAGCCCGCUUGCAACAGCCUCUGCCGCGACUGAGAGCAGCAGCAGCGAGCAGUCGACAGCCGGGAGUUUGUACGAGAGUCCUUCAUGCGUGUCCAGCGUGACCACCAGCACAAGCCGCUCCGUCAGUGCGGCUGACAGCCUGAUCGCUGGAGCGUCUCCCUUAACUUUGCCGCAGUCUGCGUGGUCGCCCACGACAGGGGGCUCGGCUCUGGAGCUCGUUUCAAUGGCGAACUCGACGUCCAAAGGUGUCCUUGAUGGAGAAACAGACCACUUAAACGGCGAAGCCCCAAAGAGUUGCGGAGGUAACACUACCACUGCUUCAUCGUCGCACUCGUCGCACUCACAUGCUGGUGGAGGUAACACUACCACUGCCUCAUCGUCGCACUCGUCGCACUCACAUCAAAAAGGUCUAGACCGCUUGGAGGACGCUGAAGGAGGACGCCAGCGCUCUUUGUCAACAACAUCCGGGCGGGUCGUGAUGCGAAAGAAGUCCACCAGCGCGGAGCAAGUAGAAGCAAGCACCAACAAGCGGAAAAGCAAGUUGUCCUCUUCCCCAAAGUCGAAGAAGAACAACAAGAAAAAGAGCCCCAAACGGGCAAAAGCAACCAAAGUAGAGAAGGAACAUCCUCUAGGUGGAACAUCUGCAGCAGGAGUAGCAGGGGUAGCCUCUAGGACUCGGUCAGCCUCAGCUUGUUCGAGCGUAGCAAAAGGCUCUUUCAUCUCGGGCGACAACAAUAAGUCCUCGAACCAUGAUGUUGACGACAACGACAGUGAAGAAUCGUCCAUUGGUCGUUCGGAAAGGGGAGACCACCAAAGCGGUCGUGAACAACUACAAGGUAAUGCUGACUCUGAAGACGAAAACCUUGGAGGUUCGGAUCACGAGGAUCUGGUCAAAGGCGAUCAACAUAAGGACAAUAGUAGUUCUAGUUCAGCAGGAGCUAAGAAGCGUCAGCGUGCCAACUCUCUGGAUAAGCGGAAGGAGAAAAAGUUUAAGCGCGAGAAGAGUCCUAUGCGGCCUCCAACAGACGCUAGUGACGCCGAAAACGAUAGCGAAGAAGAGAAGCCAGGUACUUAGACUGCAGAUAUUUUAGUCUAUCAUGACUACGUGGAAGUGCUCAGCUGGUGUUCCUGUUUCUUUCAUUGUGAUGUGAUUAUUAGCCAUUCUGAUUCUGAUAAAUGUUUUUUUUUGUUUUGAUAAAUAAUUACACUAAAUCUACUUGCUUCCCACAAGUUGCAUGAUGCCACAAUCAAAACCUCCACAGUUGAGCCUCGGCGUCGCACGCGGAAUCAAGCGCACCAGGAACAGCUUUGGAAAAGACGACUGUUCCUUCACAACUAUGAGUAUUGGGUUCUCCAUGAAACCGAGCGAUUCGAGGAGCUAGUCGGCACGGACAUCCUUCCGUACCUGAAGUUGAAGAAUGUGAACGACAUUGUCUGUCAGGCGCCACCUACCCCCGUGGCCCCUGGCAAACAGGCUCAGGCUGGUGGAGGUGGAGAACAUUCACAAGUUCAGCCCAGCAGUAGCUCCACGUCUACAAGUACUUCGCAGCACAACAACAUCAACAACCGUUCUUCGUUCUUCACUCCGCGCCACAACAAGACCGCCUCCCAGCAGAGCGGAACCAACUUGACUGUGGCAGAUUUUAGGCAAUUGAGUUUUCGUGCGUUGAUGACGGCAGAGAGCGCGAUGUGGGGCGAACUGGAGCAACUGUUCGACGUGCGUUCUGUCCUCUACAUCCAUCUACAGCCUAUUCCCGGUCAUGCUCAGAAGCUCCAACUGGUCUUUCCAGAGAGACACUUCGAGCGCUUGCCUGACCUAGAACAGCGCGUACUGGAAGUCGACUUGCCUGAGUGCACGUACCACUAGAAUUUUUCUUGUAAUAUUAUUGUUAAAAGAGAGUCAUUAAUUAAUUUCGAUUUCACGUCAUUUUUUCGAAAUUAAUUUUCAGGUGGCCAUCACUUUAUGCACGUACCACUAGAAUUCUUGUAAUAUUGUUAAAAGAGAGUGCAGCACGUACUACUACUCUUGGCUUGUUUAUAAUAUCACAAAUAUCUUCUUGUUAAAACAGAGUCAUUAAUUAAUUUCGAUUUCACGUCAUUUUUUCGAAAUUAAUUUUCAGGUGGCCAUCACUUUAUGCGGGUGUGGACAAGGAGACCUUCGACAACUACUGGCACCGAUUCUUGAUUUGUCCGCUCUCUUUGGGCAAAAAGAACGAUAUCUGGUUGCAUUACAUCGCCAGGUGGAUACGCGAGGACCGUGCGGAGGAACAGCACUGCGCAGAAGGGCACAGUGAUAUCUCGAUUAGCAAUACCGCGAAUUAUCCUGGUCCACUCGGAACUAGUAGUUCAUCAUCGUCUUCUGGUUCCUCCUCUUCUAUGUUGAACAACAACAAUGGCGUCGUGCCGACGAAUUAUGGUGGAGGAGGGAUAGGGAAUGUUGAGCACUCUAGUACUUUGGAAAGUCGGGUAGCUGGGCAGCCCGAAGAAGCAGCUGACGCGGACGGGAUGGAUUCCUUGCAGGAACGACUAGCUCGGAUGGGACCGGGGACGCGUGAGGAGCAGGACCUAAGCUUGCAGCGCUGUUUGAUGCUGCACGCGAAGCUGUACGAAUUGCAGGCCUUAUGGUUCUACCGGACACGAAUCUUGAACUGUUUCGAAAACAACGAUCCUGGUAGAAGUAGUUCUCAAAUUCCUUCUCAUGGAGGAGGAGGCGAGCUUCAGCAGAGUCUGCAUCUGGUGUCGACGCACCAGAUGAACGGAGACAACAAGAUCACAAAGGCUAGUUCCCGGACUCAGUACCAACAGCAGUAUUCGCAGUUUGAGUACGAGCAAUGGAGAAUGACGGAUUAUACAAUCAAGAAAAAACUGCAGGCUGGAGCAGUUCGCCAAAGGGUUCGGAGUGCUCACGUCUCAUCCGGUUCGACGAUAACUUCUAUGAUGAGUUCUACUACAAAUACUGUGUCAGGACAGAUGAGUCACCAGGUUUCCUCUAGUACAACAACUGCAACAGCUGAUUCAGGAACUAGUCUGGGUGUCGUGGGUGCUGCAGGUGCAGGAGGAGGGGGUAGCAAUAUUAAUACAACCAAUAACAACACGAACACCUCUUCCUCUAUGUCUUCUAGUGCAGCUGGUGCAAAACCGGUGUCCUCUAGUGCCACAGGGCAAAGAGGAGAAGAGGGAGAUGCAGCAGAAGGAACAAGCGUCGCCACCAUGGGGAAUGACACACACACAACGUCAUCCUCUGGCGCGUCAACAACUAAAAUGGCCGUAAAGAAGAGCAGCGCAAAGAAGAAGACGUCAGAAAAUGCGUCUGCUGAAGCAAAGUCUGGCUCUGCGGCUGGUAGAAGUGCUCCAACUGUCACCGAGACAGGUGGUCAAAGCAAGCAGUCGGUUUCGGUCGAGACUACUUCUAAAAAUAGAGAGCCGACAACUUCCACAAUUACUGCAGUAGAUAGCAGUAGUAAAAAAGCUACUCCUCCUGCAACUGGAGCUGGAGGCACUAGUACGAGAACAAGCAAUAAUAAGGCUUCCAAGAGGCCGGCAUCAAAAGAGAGCAGUACGACGCGAAAAAAGUCGGCAGAUGUCGAGACAGCACUGCCACCACCGACAAAAAGCAAGAAGACCAGUAUGAAAGCGCCGGCGGGGCGUCCUCACGCCUCCUCUUCUGGCUCAAAAGAGCGCAAGCCGGAGAAGAAGACUCGCGCAGGAUCCAAGGACAGUUUCGUAGCCAAGAAAAGCAGAAGUGGGAGCAUGAACAAUGUCAAUCAAAAUAGCAAAAAGAGCAGUACAACUGGCACCAGUUCUUCCAAGAACGGCUACAAGAACACAACUACGAGUUCUACUUCGGGUUUCCCUACUACUUCUAGUUCUAGCGGCGCCCAUAAGAACUCUAGUGGCGGCAAGCAGGUUUUUUACAAGAGAAAAGUGUAUAACCUAGACGAAGUCCCCCAAGCGGAUCUGCGUCCGCGAUCUGGGAUCUGGAACUUCUUGGAUUUCACAGAAAUUUUCGGCGAAGAGGACCUUUGGACUACUGGGCUCUACGAGUACGACAACGCUUCCAUCCGAUGGUGGAAGCGGCGGCUAGGGGAGAAGCUAACCGACAUCGAUAAGUUCAAAGGCGCGCUGAAACACCACGGCGAAUACGAGAAGUUCUGCACCAAGGUAAAGCAGCUUGUCACAGUGGACAUGAAGGACAAACAAAAGUCCAUAACUCAGGUGGGGAAACUCAAAGCAAGCAAGAGUGGCAAGUAUAGUACGACACACCCACGCGGAUCGGGAUCCAUAGACAUGGAUGAAGAUCUGAGCAGUACUACUGUUAUUUUUAUUAGAAUAAAGUAAACUAACAAAAAUCGAACUUUUUCUAUGUAUUUCACCCAAAACUACAUUAACACAAAAACAAAAGUAGAAAAAUGUGAUUCAGCAGCAAACCGCCUCUCUGUCCUGUGAUCAGGAUUUUUCUCAUCUCAAGUGGAAUAUGUUUUAUUUUGACUAUCUAAGUUCCGAAAACUCCAAAUAACCGAGUUACUGACUGAAAUAAGGGAGGCACUAGCUUAUAGCAUCAAGGCUACUCUUCCUUCUCAUCAGUAUCUCGCUUAUUAUUCGGAGGAGUUACUUGCCUAUUUCAGUUUUUCGAAGUUCACAAGCUUGUUCACAACAUUCUUUCCUACGUCAUUUUUACUAGGUUUGCGCAGUGUGAUCAGCAGCAACAUGCCCUCUAUAGCUGGUAGUCGUGGCGGGAGCAAGGCGUGCAGCAGCGCGAGCAGUAGCGCCAAUACUAGUUGCGCGGCUAGUAUCGCUGGCAGCCGACCGGUCAGUCGACACGGCAGCAUGGAUCUGGGAGGUGUGCGCGCAUUGACCUCUAGUCCAGCGGGUCGACUCGAUAUCAUCGGCGGCAAAGGCGGUGGAAAAGCAGCUGCAUUCGAUGCUGCAGGACUAGCAGGUUUAGUGCUGACGGAUUUCACAGGCAAUGGAUUCCAUUCUGGAGGAGGAGGAUCAUCAGGAGUCCACGUCAAAGAAGGUGCCUCUUCAUCUAGUGGUUCGAACAAUAAGCCUGCAGCAUCUACUACGAAUAGCCUAAUAUUAUUAGAGGAAGCAGCAGAGGAGGACUCAUCUUCUCUGGACUUGUCAUCGGAUUCUGAGCCGGACGGGGAGGUGCAACGCUCUGAAAAAGGACAGAACGUUCACCCUUCCGAGCGCGCGAACUGCUCUCCUACACCUACAAGUUGCAUAUUUCUGAAAGGAGGAGGUCGUGAUAAGGGAGAAAAUAAAGGCAAGAAGAAGGGCGAAAAAAGUCUCCUCCUGGACCACGUCGUCAACAAAGGUAUGAAGAAGGGCAAGGCCUUAACGUUUGCGGAUCUUGCUAGCAUGAAGGGGAAUAGCGAUCUCUGUGCUGCCAUGAAAGGCAAGGGCCUCAAUAAAGGUGGUUCAACAUCAGCAAAAGAUGGCACGUCAGCUCUACCGCACCAUGGACAUGGUUAUCGCAAGGGUGAUGGCAAAGGUGAGCACGGGAAAGACGGCAAGGAGGGGAAAGGAGGGAUGUUCUAUGCUGGCAAAGAUCAUCCAAAGCCAAGUUCACCAUCGAGGAAGGAUAUGUGGAAUAACAGCGGCAGCGGCAAUAGUGGCACUAGCACAACUAGUGGGAUGCUGAAUAUGAAAGGCUCGCCUGUAGUCACGCCUAGCACGCCGACAACAGCUUCUGGAGGAGCAUCGUCCUCCUCGUACGGCAUCAAUUAUACUACUGUUGGGACGAGUGGAGCUGCAUUAUUCCACGGUACUAACAACAAGAACAAGGACUAUACACAGCACAACCAGCAGUAUGGAAAGUCUUCGAGCUCUACGUCUACAGGAGCAAACCCGCACCAGUCCUCAAAGUCCUCUAGCUCGUCUACUGGUACUGCCUCAACAAAGAAUUCAUCUUGGAUGAACAACUACUCCACUUCUGGUUCCGGCACCAGAUGGUACCCCGUACCACCCAAAGCUUCUCCAAAACCUAGUCCUAACCACGGACACCCUUACGGUGUGCGUGGUGUGCCUCCUAAAGCGUCGCCUAAAGGAGGCGCUAAGCCUGGAUUUGACGGCGAUUACUGGCAGAAGAGUGGAGACCCAGCAGCUGUUGCAUUUAUGAACAUAUUCGGCCAAAUGAAGGAAUAGGACGGAGGAAACAAAGGACUGAGGACGGAAAGGACUGAGGACGGAAAGCGACUGAGGAAACAAAGGACUGAGGACGGAAAGGGACUGGAUGAAGAACAAGUAUUGAUUGUAACGUUGUAGAAGUAACUAAUACCCUGCUGAAAAUAUAGCUUCUCAGAAGAACUUCUCAGAAGAACUGAACAAGUUGUGCUUGUGUAACAGUAGUAUUAUUAGUAGUAGUAACCCUGAUCCUGAAGAACCUGGCGUUGGUGAAUAAAUCACGAGAAAAUUAUGGGAAGAAGGAGAAGAAGAGCCGCCACAUGGUCGUAGGAAAAGCAUAAACUAUGUAUACAAGUAGUAUUUCGAUUUAUUUGACAUUGACUGAAGGAAAAAUUCGAAUAGGUGAAUUAGGAUUAGAAUACUUAAAUUCAAUCGUAGUACAUCAAUGAGUUAGAUGAACUGAACUAGAACUUUUUUUUUCGACUGGGAAAAAGGAUAGUUACUGAUCACAGGCUAGCGCAGGGAUGACGACAUCCCUGCGCUGCGACUGGGAAAAAGGAUAGUUACUUAUAUUUGAUAGUUAGAGACAUGAGAUGGAGUUGUACCUGGAAAACAAGAGCUCUGAAUAGACGUACUUUUUUGAUAGAACUACAACCGAACUAUUGAAUCAAUGAUUUCAUCAAGAUUUGAAAGAAGAACCCUUACGCUGCGCUUUUAUCGAAUCUUCGUUGUACAAAUAGAAUUAUGACCGCUGGCGGAAGGCGCCAGAACGCGGUUGCACGAACGGCGGCGGCGCAGCGUUUGUCGGGGAAUAUCGUCGUUUUCUGUACAUUUUCUAGCACACGACUGACACAACAUCAACAACAGAGGGGGUUGCCGGUAAGUAUGUAAAUGAAUUGCAGUAUUAUAUCAACAAAUUAAGACAGUGGUGUAGUUCCACUUCGUGCUUCUGUCCACCGUCGACGACCUCUUAACAUUACAAGGUCCGACGACAUGUACAACCGGACAACUAGGAGAUCUUAGAUUAUUAUCGAGAACCAUAAAAAUUUCGUUUGAGAACUUUUUUUUUACGAAUUAACUAGCUACGUAGAUAGAUAGUUUCUAUCUCCUACGACCGCUUUCAUACGAUUUCAGUCGAAAAGCAACAAAACACACAUCAUAAUAGUUGUUCAGUAUGUAUCAUAUCUACCAUCUGUUGUAUCCUAACUAUAAAUUGGCGCCCGCACCCCUCAACACACUUAUAUUGUUAACUACUGAAGAAAUGAUCGUACCUAGACCUACUAACAACUGGUAACCAAGAACAUUUUUACUUGCAAGAGUCCGUCGUGGAAGGUUUUCGAGCACUUUAUUAUAUCGAGCACGAGUAAAUUUACAUUAGAAGGACUCUCGAGAAGCACUAGCAGCUUUAGCGUUCUUGUCGUAACAGGGACAGCGACUUGAGCAUGUUUGUCGCGAACAAAAAGGUUACAUCAACAUCUGAAUCUGAAGCAGGAAGCAUGAUUUGGCUUUUCUGGUUUAGGGUAAAAAGAGCUUUUUUGCCCUAAACUAAAGAACAAGUAUGUCCUGUACUCGUAAUGAGGAAAAUAUGAAAAUUGUAGAGGUGGUUCCCGCGAGGAGCUGGCUUCCUUGCGACCCAAUAAAUGAUAUUGAAGCAUCCAGCACCAUAAGUAUUUCUAGACCAUGAUGAUUGAACUACCUCGUGCUUUUCCAACGUUCAU